Molecule: messenger RNA, 1225 nt
Organism: Eubalaena glacialis (North Atlantic right whale)
Lineage: Eukaryota; Metazoa; Chordata; Mammalia; Artiodactyla; Balaenidae
Gene: PDXK
Product: pyridoxal kinase
Exons: 11
Coding region: 167-1105 (312 amino acids)
Biological process (GO): pyridoxal 5'-phosphate salvage
Cellular component (GO): cytosol
Molecular function (GO): pyridoxal kinase activity
Source: RefSeq, a predicted model, not a curated record
GCUGAGGUCAGAGGGAGGCGGCCUGUCGCCCGAGCGGAGCGCCUGCGCCGAGCGGGGCGGUAGCGGAGCAGAGCCAGAGCGUGGCCGGAGCCGAGCGGAGCGCAGCCCCAGCGCGCGGCGGAGACGCUGACCCCGCCCGGCCCCGCGCCGCCGCGGCAGGCCCGGCAUGGAGGAGGAGUGCCGGGUGCUCUCCAUUCAGAGCCACGUCGUCCGCGGCUACGUGGGCAACCGGGCGGCCACGUUCCCGCUGCAGGUUUUGGGGUUUGAGGUCGACGCAGUGAACUCUGUCCAGUUUUCAAACCACACAGGCUACUCGCACUGGAAGGGCCAAGUGCUGAACUCGGAUGAGCUCCACGAGCUGUACGACGGGCUGAAGCUGAACGACGUGAACAAGUAUGACUACGUGCUCACGGGUUACACGCGAGACAAGUCCUUCCUGGCCACGGUGGUGGACAUCGUGCAGGAGCUGAAGCAGCAGAACUCCAGGCUCGUGUACGUGUGCGACCCCGUGAUGGGAGACAAGUGGAACGGAGAAGGCUCCAUGUACGUCCCCGAGGACCUCCUUCCGGUUUACAGAGAGAAGGUCGUGCCGGUUGCAGACAUCAUCACCCCCAACCAGUUUGAGGCUGAGUUGCUGAGCGGGAGAAAGAUCCACAGCCAGGAAGAAGCCUUAGAGGUGAUGGACGUGCUGCACUCGAUGGGCCCCGACACGGUGGUCAUCACCAGCUCGGACCUGCCGUCCCCGAGGGGCAGCAACUACUUGAUCGCGCUGGGGAGCCAGAGGACACGGACCCCCGACGGCUCCGUCGUGACACAGCGCAUCCGCAUGGAGAUGCGCAAGGUGGACGCAGUCUUCGUGGGCACCGGGGACCUCUUUGCCGCCAUGCUGUUGGCGUGGACGCACAAGCACCCCAACAAUCUCAAGGUGGCCUGUGAGAAGACCGUGUCGGCCAUGCAUCAUGUGCUGCAGCGGACCAUCAAGUGUGCAGAAGCCAGGGCUGGGGAAGGACUGAAGCCCAGCCCGGCCCAGCUGGAGCUCAGGAUGGUCCAGAGCAAGAAGGACAUCGAGAACCCGGAGAUCGUCGUCCAAGCCACGGUGCUGUGAGGGCCGCGCGAACCCGCCUCCUUAACGCCCAGCGUUAGGUGUCUCCGUUUCCGUCCUUGUGAAAAAUGUAAUGUCUGCCUUAGAGCUGUGACCGAAACUUGAUAUUUUUUUCUUCUUUCA